AUGAAAACACAGGUCCAGGAAAACGGAGAAGUGGAGCAGCCUGUGCAGAAUGCAGAGCAAGACCGCCCUUUGGGAGGGGGCGAAGGCCACCAGCCAGCAGGAAAUAAUAGACAGGGACAGGCUCGCCGACUUGCCCCUAAUUUCCCAUGGGCCAUACCCAAGAGGCAGGUCAACGAUGGGAUGGGUGGAGAUGGAGAUGAUAUGGAAAUGUUCAUGGAGAUGAGAGAAAUCAGGAGAAAACUUAGGGAGCUGCAGUUGAGGAACUGUCUGCGUAUCCUUAUGGGGGAGCUCUCUAAUCACCAUGACCAUCAUGAUGAAUUUUGCCUUAUGCCUUGACUCCUGCCAUUUUCCACGAGAUUAAUACUGUGAUUCCCAUUUUCAUUCUCCUUUUCCUUACAUUUUCCUGAUAUGCCUUUACUGAUCCGUUUGCUGUGAACCUUAUGUAAUUUCCAUGU
Molecule: messenger RNA, 455 nt
Organism: Globicephala melas (long-finned pilot whale)
Lineage: Eukaryota; Metazoa; Chordata; Mammalia; Artiodactyla; Delphinidae
Product: protein BEX3-like
Biological process (GO): signal transduction
Cellular component (GO): cytosol; cytoplasm
Molecular function (GO): signaling receptor binding
Source: RefSeq, a predicted model, not a curated record